Gamsiella multidivaricata is the source of this 2888-nucleotide messenger RNA. RefSeq lists its product as uncharacterized. The transcript is spliced from 4 exons. Lineage: Eukaryota; Fungi; Mortierellomycota; Mortierellomycetes; Mortierellales; Mortierellaceae. Bases 75 to 2516 code for a protein of 813 amino acids. The record is from RefSeq and is a predicted model, not a curated record.
GCUGUGCACAACAAAUAUCUGACACCCCUCUCUUUCUUUCUUUCUCUCCACCAUCCGCCGACGAUUAAUAGGCCAUGCUAAAUGACGGAUGCCCUGAUUGCAACACACCCCUGAUGCGCAACCGUGAGGCAACCAGCCAGAUCUGCGUCAACUGUGAACUGAAUCCACCAGUCGACCCCGAGGAGGGCAACAACGACAAUGACAAGACCGCACAGCAGACAGAGUCUGAACAGUCGGCGCAGCCAACAGAACAGCCUGCACAGGCAAACCAGCCUCUGCCGCCACCACCAACCAAACUAGCUCCCUCUCCACCAGGCCCUCCCCGUCCAAAUUCGCCCCAAAAUCACCGCGCAUCCGUGCUGGAUCCGAUGAUGGAAGCACGCAGGGCGCUGCGCCCAGUCGGCAGUCGCAACAUCGGCAGCUCUGGCGGCCCCCAGCCUCCUUCAACACCUCCUCCACCAAGAUCGUUGACAUCGCUGCCCAUGCCCCCGAUCACAGCACCACCGGGCGUCGCCGCAAAGACUGUAUCGGGACCCUUGCUAGGAAAGGGAGCUACGAUCCCUCGUCCUGCAGGAACCCCGCCAGCCUUGCCAUCAACACCUCCACCGCCAGCCGGCACCCUUCUUCCUCAGCUUAUACCAAGGGAUAUGAGGCGCUCUCCUCAGAGUUCAGUGGUUCUCUCAGGCAAUAUUCUUCCACCCUCCACACCCCCUCCACCUCCACCCGUGUCAACACCGUCUUCAAGCUCCUUCCCCAAUCCUCCCAACCACCCCCCUCCUUCUCGAACGUCAGGUCCCAUCUCUAUCCCUGCCUCCAACGGUGAUUCCGUCGUCGUCGCAACCGAGGAUAAAGAAUCGGUGCAGACAGCAGAGGCUGUGGAAGAGAAUGUUGUUAAAGCCGACAGUGCGGAAGCAGCACCAGAAACGACAACGGAAGAGACCGCGGAGGAGUCGCCGGCACCGGUAGCCGAGAACGUAGAGAAGACAGAGGAGAUGGAAAUAGAGUCAACACAGGAACCUAUUCAGCAGGACGCUGCUCCUGAACUAACUCAGAAGGCCACACCAGAAACUGUCCAAGAAGCUGCACAAGAGUCUGUUCAAGAGAUUGUUCAAGAGGUUGUUCAUGAAGCUGUCCAGGAGGCUGUCCAGGAGGCUGUUCAAGAGGCUGUUCAAGAGAGUUCCCAGGAACCUGUCCAGAAAACUGCCGUGGAUGCGACUCAGAAGACUACCCAGGAAACCACGGAGGAGGCUACUCAGGAGACUGUUCAGGAAUCUGCGCAGACUAGCGCUCCGGGGCAGGAACAGCAGACUGAGCAAGCAGACGAUGAAGAAGAGGAUGACAAGGGCGCCGAGAGCGACGACGACUUUGAGGAUGCGGAGGAGGAGGUAUAUAAGCCCUCUGAGGAGGAGAUCAAGGUUCGCGAGACCAAGAGGGAGCAGAGUGAACAUGCCUCAAAGCUGAUCGGACAAAAGAUGCUGCAGGGCUGGACCAUGUUGCAGGACCCAUGUCCCAAUCCUUCUUGUCACGGUGUGCCACUGAUGAGGAGUCGUGAGAAGAAGGAGUACUGUGUUGUCUGCGAAAACUAUUAUCAGCGGGAGGAGGACUUGGAGCAGGGAAAGUACACGAUCGUAUCAGCAGAUAACGGUAACGCUGCUCCUGCUGUUGCUGCUGCACCAGCUGCCCCAGCUGCCCCAGCUCCUGCCGUUACUAUGCCGGCACCUGCAGCCAUACCAGUACCUCCUGCGGCAUCGGUUCUGCCUGCAAUGCCAUUGAAUUUCCCCCCUCCUCCACAGGCGCCUUCGCCUGCGAUCCCUCCUCAGUACCAGGGUACCUCGAACGCUACUUCACCUGGUAUCAGGGCUGUUUCCUCGCCUAUCUCAAGUCCUUCCAUGGGUCGCAGUCAACGUGAGCUCCUUGGUCGAGUAUCAAAUUCGAUCAUUCUCCCUCCAGCGACUUCAUCAAAUCUUGGUGGUGCUGGUCAACAGAUCCUAGGGAAGCAUAUGAGCGAGGAUCUGGAUAAGUUGGCAUCAGAGGAUGAGGAGUCGAGGAGACACAUUCAGAUUAUUCGCAAGGUUGGCGAGUUUUCCAACAAGUCGCUCCCGCCGGUCCCUGUCCCUGCAGCAACGACUUCACAGUAUGGAUCGCGUCCGAUAUCGACGUAUUCGAAUUCUUCGGAUAUCCCGUCAGAGUACGAGAGACAGGAGCCAAGGAACUAUCGCCAUUAUCCUAGCCAACGUCAAGGCUAUGGACAAGGUUUGUCGUCUCAGCUUGGAUCCGGAGGUCAAGGUGGUGAUAGCAACAGCAGUACGCCAACACCCCCUCCGCCUGCACCGCUGGCACCGGAGGUGCAGGCUUUAGUUGCAGCAACACACAGGACGAUUGCGACGAUCUUGGUGAAAUUGGAAGCCUACAGAUUGGCAUUGGAGAUGGCUGAAAGCCCCAAGGAGUGCCAGGUGUUGACAGCACAAAUCAAGGGCCUUAUGGAGUGUCUCAAAGCCUGCCGCGAGGCCCUUUAAAGUUGUUGAGCUGCACUGUGUCUUUUACCACCACUUUUUCAGUUAUUAGUUUUCUGACUGAUUUUUUUUUUCUUUGCCAUGCGCAUACACUUUAUGAAUCCCCCUACGACUCUUUCGAUUUAUGAUAUCCUUUACGACCUCGCCGCUACGACCUUGACACUUUAUAAUUCAUCAAGUAUUUAGACAAAUAAAUAAACAAUAAAUCAAAAACAUUAUAUACUAGAUCCAUCCAAGAGGGAAGGAGGGGGAUGAGAAAGUGAAAAGGAAGGCGAUGGUGAAGAAGCCCUUGCCGUGUAUCCAAGUGUCGUGCUUGUUGAGGAGAGGGAAGAGGAGACAGUGGCGUAGAAGCAGUCGUGCAUGGUCUUCAUUGAG